UGACUUCCAAAUGCACACCCGUCCCCGGGCUCCCGGCUUUGCUCAGGCACAGGGGGAGCACGCUUGGGCUCCGCCGUCCAGUCCUCCCCCGUGUGCUCUGAGACUCUGCCCUCCCUGCUCUUCUUGCACAGGGCCCGUCGCCACAGGAUCUCGAAGGAGGCGGCUCGUUCUGAGGCUGAGCCAGAAGGACGCCCUGCAAGCGCUCUUUCAACGGAACCCCUACCCUGGGAUAGCGACCAGAGAACGGCUGGCCCGGGAGCUUGGCAUUGCCGAAAGCAGAGUUCAGGUCUGGUUCCAAAACCAACGCAGAAGACGGUCAAAGCAGAGCCGAUCGCCGCCGUCUGAAUAUGUGCACCGAGAAGGGGAAGCGGGGCCAACGUCCACGCCCACGCCACCGUCGCGCCCGCCUCGACCUCAGUCUUCCUCUCCAGGAGACUCGGCCCGAGAGGCCCGGAGAAAGAGGACCGUCAUCUCUCCUUCCCAAACAAGCAUCCUUGUGCAAGCCUUCACGAGGGAUCGCUUCCCGGGGAUUGCCGCCAGGGAAGAACUGGCUCGUCAGACGGGAAUCCCAGAACCUCGAAUCCAGGUAUGGUUUCAAAACCGAAGAGCUCGGCACCCCCAGCAGAGCCCGAGCGGGCCCGGCGGCGCAGCAGCCACGACUCCUCCUGCUCCAGAGGACCGAAGGGCCCCACCCGCUGUCCAGAGCACCUCUCCUCCCCUUCGCCCCUCCCCGCCACAGGAGAGCAUGCCACCCUCGGCGGCGGCGGCGGCCGCAGCUGCUCCGUUCGGGGCCCCCGCCUUCUGGGUGCCCGGGACUGCCUCUGGGGUCUGUGUGGGCCAGCCGUUGAUGAUCUUCAUGGUCCAGCCCAGCCCGGUGGCUCUCCAGCCAAGUGGGAAGCCACCACCUCCUGCCCAGGUAGCAGUUCCCUGGGCCGCGCGCUCCCCUGCCGUCACGGCCCCCGGGCAGCCUGGGCAAGGGGCCAUCCUGCCGCCUGGACAGCCGGAGGCACACAUCCCGCGCUGGCCGGGGUCACCCUACGGGGAAGGCGCGGCCCCUCCGCUAGAGCCACAGCCCCAGCCCCGCAGCCUCCCAAGCUCGACGAGCCUCCUCGACGAGCUCUCGGCGGCCGCGGGCGUCCCCGCCUCGCCGGGGCCUUCCCCGGGGGCCGCUGCCGACCACGGGGUGGACCCGGCCCUGCCAGGCGCACCCAGCCUCCUCGACGAGCUCUUGGCGGCCGCGGGCGCCCCCGCCUCGCCGGGGCCUUCCCCGGGGCCCUCUGCCGUCGCAGCGCAACAGGCAGCUCUCGCUGGCACACCCAGCCUCUUAGAGGAAAUCUUGGCUGCCACCGGCAUCCGCGCCACGCCGGGGCCUUCCCUGGGGCCCUGUGCCGGUGAACGGGCACGCCUCGCCCUCCCAGGCUCACCCAGCCUCCAAGACGCGCUCCUGGCUGCCCCGGGCAUCCCGGGCUCGCCGGGUCCUUUCCCGGGGUCCUCUCCUGUCGUCGCGGGGGCCCACCCAGCCUUCCCCGGGUCACCCAGCCUCCUAGAGGAAAUCCUGGCUGCCACGGCCACCCGGGACACGCCCUGGUCUCCUCCGGGGGCCCCUGCGGGGGACGAGGGGGUUGAGGCCACCCUGGAAGCACCCCUCAGUGAGGAGGAUUACCAGGCCCUCCUCGACAUGCUGCCAGGCUCCCCAGAGCUGGGCCCCACCCCCAAACAGGGGGACACCCUUAUCUGA
Capra hircus (goat) is the source of this 1738-nucleotide messenger RNA. RefSeq names its product double homeobox protein 4C-like. Gene Ontology annotation, molecular function: DNA binding. The record is from RefSeq and is a predicted model, not a curated record. The transcript has 5 exons. Bases 11 to 1738 code for a protein of 575 amino acids. Lineage: Eukaryota; Metazoa; Chordata; Mammalia; Artiodactyla; Bovidae.